UAAACUGAGAAAGAUUAUUGAAAUGAAAAGUCAUGAGAAAGUAGUUGAGUAGCCCUGCAAUAAAUGAUCAAAUGAAAUGACAUGCACUAAUCCUAACUUCCAGAUGGUUCUUGUUUUUCAGAAGGAGGCAGGAGACAGCAGACUCCCCUGGACCAAGCUGUGUCUCCAUGAAGAGUGACCACUAUAUGGGUAGAUCCUGAAAUGCUUGGAGGCGUCUUCCUCUCCAGCUCAGCUCCUUCUUCUUUCCCGCAGCUUUCAGAAUAGCCUGUCUGUCAUUCCACCUAAGCUUCCGCAUUAGGGGAGCUUCGAGGGAUCCGUUCUGAAUUUGUGAAGGGAGUUUCAGACCCAGUUAUCAAAGGUCUCCUGGAUGACCUUUAUCAUCAUGAAGUGUUCAGUUCUGAGGAAAAGGACUCUGUGAUGGAGGAGCAGAGGAGCAGAGCGGACCAAGCACGUUGUUUGAUCGACAUGGUGAUCGGUAAAGGGGAGAGAGCAAGUCAGAUGAUGAUCGAUGGUAUCAAGGAGAGGGACAAACACUUAUGCAUCAACCUGGGUCUGAUCUCUUCUCUUGCUGGUGUGGGAUCUGCUGCUGAGGAGUGCCGACGUAAAAUCAAGUCUCAUUUGAAGGACAAGUUAUGGUGUGUGUUUGAGGGAAUCGCUAAAGCAGGACAUUCAACACCUCUGAAUGAGAUCUACACAGAGCUCUACAUCACAGAGAGUGGCAGUGGAGAGGUCAACAAGGAACAUGAGGUCAGACUGAUUGAAACAGCUUCCAGGAAACCAGUCAAGGAGGAAACAUCGAUAAAAUGUGGAGACAUCUUCAAACCCUUACCUGAAAAAUGUAAACCAAUCAGGAAAAUAAUGACAACUGGAGUGGCUGGCAUUGGUAAAACCAUCUUAACACACAAGUUCACUCUGGACUGGGCUGAAGGCAACGCCAACCAAGACAUACACUUCACGUUUCUCUUCCCUUUCAGAGAGCUGAAUUUACUACAAGGGACAGAGUUUAGCUUGGUUGAACUUCUUCAUCAUUUCUUUAUUCAGACCAAAGAAGCAGGAAUCUACAGAUAUGACCCGUUCCAAGUUGUCUUCAUCUUGGAUGGUCUGGACGAGUGUCGACUUCCUCUGAACUUCCAGAACAACCAAAUCUGGACUGAUGUCACAAAGUCGACCUCGGUGGACGUGCUGCUGACAAACCUCAUCAGGGGUAACCUGCUUCCCUCUGCUUGCAUCUGGAUAACCACACGCCCUGCGGCAGCCAAUCGGAUCCCUGCUGAGUGUGUUGACAGGGUGACAGAGGUGAGGGGGUUCACCGACUCACAGAAGGAGGAGUACUUCAGGAAGAGAUUCAGAGAGGAGACACUGGCCAACACAAUCAUCGCCCACAUCAAGAAAUCACGAAGCCUCCACAUCAUGUGUCACAUCCCAGUCUUCUGUUGGAUCACUGUUAAAGUUCUGAACGACUUCUUCAAAUCAUCCCAGCUAGGAGAAGAGAUGCCCAAGACCAUGACUCAGAUGUACAGCCACUUCCUGAGGUUUCAGUCCAUGCAGGGGGGCAGGAAGUAUCAUGGGAGAGCUGAAACAGAUCAACACUGGAGUCCAGAGAGCAGGAAGAUUAUUGUUUCUCUGGGAAAACUGGCUUUUAAGCAACUUGAGAACGGCAACCUGAUCUUCUACGAGGAAGACCUUGCAAAGUGUGACAUCAAAAUCAAAGAAGCCUCAGAGUACUCAGGAGUGUUCACCCAGAUCUUUAAAGAGGAGUGUGGGCUGUACCAGGAUAAUGUGUUCUGCUUUGUCCACCUGAGCAUCCAGGAGUUUCUGGCUGCCCUUUAUGUCUUUAUGUCAUUCAUCGACACUGGGAUCAAUCUGCUCUCAGGACAACCACAAUUCCACUGGUCUAUUUUUCCUAGAAACAAAGGAAAUGUCAAACUCUACCAGAGUGCUGUGAACAAGGCCUUAAAAAGUGAGGACGGACGCCUGGACUUGUUCCUCCGCUUCCUCCUGGGCCUCUCUCUGGAGACCAAUCAGAUUGUCCUACGAGGUCUACUAGGACAGACAGGAAAUAGCUCAGAGACCAGUAAGAAAUUGGGCUCUUACAUUAAGAAGAAGAUAGGUGGAGAUCUCUCUACAGAGAAAAAAAUCAAUCUAUUCCACUGUCUGAAUGAGUUAAACGACCGUUCUCUAGUGGAGGAGAUCCAACAGUACGUCAAAUCAGGAAGACUCUCCAAAGAAUAUCUCUCUCCUGCUCAGUGGUCAGCUCUGGUCUUCAUCUUACUGUCAUCAGAAGAGGAGCUGGACGUGUUUGACCUGAAUAAAUACUCUGCUUCAGAGGAGGGUCUUCUGAGGCUGCUGCCAGUGGUGAAAGCCUCAAAAACAUCUCUGUAG
Molecule: messenger RNA, 2382 nt
Organism: Gadus morhua (Atlantic cod)
Lineage: Eukaryota; Metazoa; Chordata; Actinopteri; Gadiformes; Gadidae
Product: NLR family CARD domain-containing protein 3-like
Exons: 4
Coding region: 418-2382 (654 amino acids)
Biological process (GO): regulation of apoptotic process
Source: RefSeq, a predicted model, not a curated record